AUGAAUAACACAAUUUUAUUAUUUGAUAUGGAUGGAACGUUAACUAAACCAAGAAACAAAAUUACUCAAGAAAUGAAAACAUUUCUUAAAGAAGCUGGAAAAAAAAUUGAUUUAGGAGUUGUUAGUGGUUCAGAUUUACCUAAAUUAAAAGAGCAAUUAGGAGAUGAUGUUACAGAAUACUUUAAAUUUGUUUUUUGUGAGAAUGGAUUAGUUACAUAUCAAGAUGGUGUUUGUAUUGGUAAAUUAAGUUUUAAAGAACAUGUAGGACAAGAGAAAUACAAUAAACUAAUAAAUUAUAUUUUGGUAGAGAUAUCUAAAAUUGAUAUUCCAAUAAAAACAGGAACUUUUAUAGAAUUACGUAGUGGUAAUUUAAAUGUUUCACCAAUAGGAAGAAAUUGUUCUCAAGAAGAACGAGAAGAAUUCUUUAAAUAUGAUAAAGAGCAUCAUAUUAGAGAACAACUUAUUGAAAAAAUAAAAAAAGAAUUUAGUGAAUUAAAUCUUGUAUUUGCAAUUGGAGGACAAAUUAGUUUUGAUUGUUAUCCAGUUGGAUGGGAUAAAACAUAUUCAUUAAAUUAUAUUAAAAACAAAUAUUCUCAUUUUGAAUUUUUUGGAGAUAGAACUAUGAAAGGAGGAAAUGACUAUGAAAUGGCACAAUCUUCAAUUAUUAAUAAAGUUCAUCAAGUUAAUGGACCAGAAGAUGUAAUGAAAAUAAUGAAAGAAAUGGGACUUUAA
Entamoeba histolytica HM-1:IMSS is the source of this 732-nucleotide messenger RNA. RefSeq names its product phosphomannomutase, putative. The transcript has a single exon. NCBI's taxonomy places the organism in Eukaryota, Evosea, Mastigamoebida, Endamoebidae. Gene Ontology annotation, molecular function: phosphomannomutase activity. Bases 1 to 732 code for a protein of 243 amino acids. Gene Ontology annotation, cellular component: cytosol. The record is from RefSeq and is a predicted model, not a curated record. Gene Ontology annotation, biological process: protein N-linked glycosylation; GDP-mannose biosynthetic process; mannose metabolic process.